Messenger RNA from Larimichthys crocea (large yellow croaker), 1286 nucleotides. RefSeq lists its product as uncharacterized. Lineage: Eukaryota; Metazoa; Chordata; Actinopteri; Sciaenidae. The record is from RefSeq and is a predicted model, not a curated record. The coding region runs from base 16 to 1044 and encodes 342 amino acids. Gene Ontology annotation, biological process: response to bacterium. The transcript is spliced from 6 exons.
AGAAACAUUGUCAAGAUGAUCGUGUUCUGGGUUACACUGCUUCUCCUUCAUCAGGGAUAUACACUGGUUCCUGUGACCACAGUUCAACUUGGUGAACCUGCAACCUUCACAUGUGUUUUGCCUGAUGAGUUUAAUCAUGAAAAUCUUCAUUGGUACAAGCAGAGUGCUGGGGAAAAUCUGAAAUUAAUUGCAGCCCUCAUGAAAAAUACAAAACCUGCGUAUGGACCAGAGUUUUCUGCUUCAAGAUUUGAAGUAAAAGUUAAUAAGAAUAUUAGCAUUCUGACUAUUCCAAGGACAAUUCAAGAAGAUGAAGGAAUGUAUCACUGUGCAUUCAUGGAGUGGAAUAUAAAUACUUGGAGUGCGAUUUAUCUGUCAAUAAAAGGAAACUCUCAGAGGACAUCAAACUAUGCUGUUGUUCAGUGGUCGACAGUGUCUGAUCCAGUCCAUCCAGGAGACUCAGUGACUCUGCAGUGUUCAGUUCUCUCCGACUCUGAGAACAAGACGUGUUCAGAAGAUCACAGUGUGUUUUGGUUCAGAGCCGGAUCAGAUAAAUCCCAUCCAGACAUCAUCUACGCUGAUGGAAAUAGACAUGAUGAAUGUGACAAGAGUCAGAAACGCUGUGUUUAUCACUUCUCUAAGAAAGUCAGCUCCUCUGAUGAUGGGACUUACUACUGUGCUGUGGCCACAUGUGGGGAGAUAUUAUUUGGAAAUGGAUCAAAGCUGCAAAUUGAGCGAACAGUGAGUUGUAAAUUUACUGCGACGGUGAUAGUAGGAAUGGUCUGCCUGAUCAUUUCUGUGAUUGGAAAUAUUGUUUUCAUCUGUUACCGAACUCCAAGAACAGGAUGUGAACAAUUUAAAGGAAUAGAAAGCGUCUCUUCACAAUCACAACACAACAACUCGAUCCCACCAGUCAAUGAUAAUGCUGAAGGUGGAGAUGAUCUGAACUAUGCUGCGCUGCAUUUAUCUGGAAGAAAAGCUACAAGAGGAAGGAAGAAGAGAGAGACUGAAGAAAGUGUGUAUUCUCAAAUUAAAUACCAAAUGUGAACGUGUGAAUUGGUUCAUAGUACUGACCUCUUACAGUGUAAAUAAACAAUUCAGUGUUGUGGGGUCCCUUCUAACUUCAGUGAGUAAAAUGUGUUUUAUGAUAGAAUUAAAUCGUAUUGCAGCAUACAUGCUUUUUCUGUUCUACAUUUUACCGAACAUUUAUACUUGGAUCAUAUUACGUCUUUGCAUUUGUUUGUUAUUCUUUUAUCUUUAUUGAAAAUAUUAAACUCCUCAGUUCUGAA